AUGACCUCUCGCGAGCUUACCACGGAGGAGCACCUAGCUCUCGGGAUACAACGGGCCCCCACGUGGACGGAGAGUCGGCCACUGUACAUAUGGCCCUACCCAUGUCACAUGUGUGCCGACGGACUCUGCGUCAUCGAACCUCUGUUGACUGGUGACACUGAUCAAUUGGUCGACAUUCCCAAACGCUGCCAACGUUGCGGUCGCCACGAUCAGAGCGGUUGCUCCAUCCUCACUGGAAGCCGCAACAAGCAGUACCUCUGCGAGGGUGGAGGCUCCUUCAGCGUCGUCACCGUGCCCUUCACGAGUGACCAGCGUCAAUCUCGCGACAUGCGCCAGACAGGACAGCCCUCACCAAGCCCCAGCCGUAACAACCCCUCACCGCGCAUUCCCGACUCCAAUGACCUUCUCCGCCGACUCUCUCUUGCCCCUACUCCUCGAGCUCACACAAUGAACAACGACUGCUACCGCCCGUACCGCGUGGAGAAUGACGAGGAUGAGGGCCGUCGUCCGCGUCGCGGAAGGCGCGCGCAGCAGAGAAAGGCUCAGCGGGACCGGGAGCCAUCAUCGUGGUUCCGUGGACACGACGUGUAUCGUCCCGACGCCAUGUCUCGUCCUCAGUCCCCUGCUCAGCACCAGCGCGCCGCCCAGGACCAUGGCUGGCCUCAACGCCACCCGUCUGGGGACAUCCGCGCGAGUUCGAACCCCACCAUCGCCGCCGACCACCUUCCCGCCCUUCCCGGCCGUGAGGGCACUGCAUCAACUGAAUCCAACAGAAGCGAACGGACGUCAACAUCUUCUUCCAUGGGCACUGGUAACCGUAGCCGCGACGAUAUGGCCUCUGCUUCUGGCCAGCUCGAUACCGAAUACCCACCAGACGCCAACGGUACUCAUGCUGAGCUUCAAAGCGGCGCCAGCCCUCAGCCUGCGACCUUGCCGCCAAUCCAGGACAGGCAGACCAAGGGCUAUGCCUGUGACGCUUUGUCAGCUGAUAACGAGGGCCGCAAGCGUCCCAGGGUUCAUGAUGAGCAAGAAGGUAACGCGUGGGGCAACCCAGAACAAUCUCGGUUCUCGAGACGAAUCAAGGAACUCGAAGAACAACUGAAGCGCAAGAACGCCGCUAUCCAUUCCUUGGAAUCCGAAAACGGCCGUCUCAAGUCGGAUAGGGAGCGUGUCAAACGGCUCGAGAGGGAAAAUGCGAACCUUAAGGACGAGGUCAUUGACCUUCAGCGCCAGAUUCUCCGUGGCAGCAGGCUAUAA
Messenger RNA from Apiotrichum porosum, 1257 nucleotides. RefSeq lists its product as uncharacterized. The coding region runs from base 1 to 1257 and encodes 418 amino acids. The record is from RefSeq and is a predicted model, not a curated record. The transcript has 5 exons. NCBI's taxonomy places the organism in Eukaryota, Fungi, Basidiomycota, Tremellomycetes, Trichosporonales, Trichosporonaceae.